Molecule: messenger RNA, 2865 nt
Organism: Entelurus aequoreus (snake pipefish)
Lineage: Eukaryota; Metazoa; Chordata; Actinopteri; Syngnathiformes; Syngnathidae
Product: ras-GEF domain-containing family member 1B-B-like
Exons: 13
Coding region: 221-1972 (583 amino acids)
Biological process (GO): positive regulation of GTPase activity; Ras protein signal transduction
Cellular component (GO): plasma membrane
Molecular function (GO): guanyl-nucleotide exchange factor activity
Source: RefSeq, a predicted model, not a curated record
ACUUCAGGCUUGAAACAUUCUCACAUAUCAGCAGAACAACCACGACGGAGCUGAGAGCUGCUGGAUAAACACUUGAAAUACUUCCACUAACUUUUAUACACGCCGUGUGGGGAUUUACAUGUCAGGCUGGGAGAACACUGACAAUACUACGGCCAACGAAUAGUUGCUUUUCUUUGGAAGGGCUGACGUGACGCUGAGCUGCAUCACAUCGCAGGUGAUUAUGCCUCCCACAACCCCGCCAUACGCCGGAAAGUUCAGCACUUGUGGCCUUUACAGCAACAACAACAACUACCCACAGCCUCACAGCCCUUAUCAUCACGGCACCUGUGCAAAGCCCACCAAGGAAAACAAGGUCUACAAGGGUGCAUACCCUGUGGCGGAGAACCCGUACGACAUACCGCAGGCUCCCAGCACGUAUUGUGGCGUACAUGUGGACUCUGUGAGCAUGAAGGAGCAUCAUUACAACAGCAGGGGUUCUGCUUUGGACAAGCUGUACGCCAGCGUGCAGCCUCACAGCACUUCCUGUCCCGCACGCAUGCACCGGCAAACCAGCAGCGGCAGCGAGCAGUCCUGUCGGAGCAACCCCGCCGCAAAAAGUCGGCUUUACGGACACGGCGUCACUGCUAGUUAUGGGGAAAUGUGUUACCAUGACAACAGUUUGGUUUCAGCAUCUCUUGAGGCGCUGAUCCAGCAUUUGGUUCCUACAGUAGAUUACUACCCCGAUCGAUCCUACGUCUUUACCUUCCUGCUGAGUUCACGCCUCUUCCUGCACCCCUACGAGCUUAUGACACGAGUUUGUCACCUAUGUGUGGAGCAGCAGCGCUGUGGAGACGCCCUGCUGGACAAGAUACGUUUCUGUGAAGUGGCGCCAAAGCUGGUUCAGCUGCUGACCGAAUGGACAGAGACCUUCCCGUAUGACUUCCGGGAUGAGCGGAUGAUGCGUUGUCUCAAGGACAUGACGCACCAUGUGGCCAGAGGAGACGAGUACUCAUGGCGAGCCAUGCAGCAGAUGACCCAGCGCCUCAUCAAACGCCUGUCGGCUCUGGGCCAAUACGAAGAGGCGACAGCUGCGCUAAAGUCUGUGGCGUCUGAGCGUCCCGCCUCCCUGAAGAGCAAGCGGGAAUCUGCACAAAGAAUGGACAUACUUGGCGUAUGCGAUGACCCCUUCGUCCUCGCCCAGCAGCUCACGCACAUUGAACUAGACAGGCUGAGUUUUAUAGGGCCUGAGGAAUUCAUUCAGACAUUCGCCAUGAAGGACCCUCUGGAGAACCACAAGGGUUUCUUUCGGAAGCGUAAAACCAGUAACCUGGAGGCUUAUGUGAACUGGUUCAACAGACUGAGUUUCCUCGUGGCCACAGAAAUCUGUAUGCCAAUGAAGAAGAAACAGCGAGCGCGGAUCAUCGAGUUCUUCAUCGAUGUGGCUCAGGAGUGUUUCAACAUUGGCAAUUUCAACUCCCUGAUGGCCAUCAUCACUGGGAUGAACAUGAGUCCUGUUGCCAGGCUCAAAAAGACCUGGAACAAAGUCAACACUGACAAGUUUGACAUCCUGGAGCACCAGAUGGACCCGUCCAGUAACUUCAGUAACUAUCGCACGGCGCUCCGCGGCGCCACCCAGAGGUCGGAGACGGCACACAGCAGUGAGGAGAAGAUUGUCAUUCCUUUCUUCAGUCUCCUCAUCAAAGACAUCUACUUCCUGAAUGAAGGAUGUGCCAGCAGGCUGUCCAAUGGACACAUCAACUUUGAGAAACUGUGGGAUCUGGCAAAGCAAGUGAGUGAGUUCCUGGUUUGGCGGCAGGUGGUAUGCCCGUUUGAUCGAGAUCGCAGAAUUCUUCAGUACGUCGUCACCACGCCAGUCUUCUCUGAAGACGAGCUCCAUCUGGCGUCUUACGAGAGCGAAGGACCAGAGAACAACAUGGAGAAGGACAGUCGUCGUUCUCUCCGAUCUUCUCUUCUGCAUCGAGAGAAUCGGUGAUGUGGACAAUCUCUUCUACUGCUGUCAAUCAAGUUUCUUCUCAGCCCAACAACACAACAAUCUCUUCUACUGCUGUCAAUCAACUUUCUUCUCAGCCCAACAACACAACAAUGUCUUCUACUGGUGUCAAUCAACUUUCUUGUCAGCCCAACAACACAACACAACAAUCUCUUCUACUGCUGUCAAUCAACUUUCUUCUCAGCCCAACAACACAACAAUCUCUUCUACUGCUGUCAAUCAACUUUCUUCUCAGCCCAACAACACAACGGAGACCACCUGCUUCCAGGAAGUGGAAGUUUUGAGCGCUUCAUUUUUAACGUCAUCAGUUAAAAAUGUCAGCAUGAAUUACUGCUCCAAAUACUAUUAUACUUAUACAAAUACUAUUAGUGCACUUGCAGCCUGUGUUGGUGACGUCAAAGAUGCACUUCCUGUUGUCUUCAACAUCCUCCUGGCAGCAUCUUCCUACAAUGAAGUCUUUUCUUCUUGAUGUAUAUAAACAUGUUUUGUAAUGUUCAAUCUUUCCUGUGUAUUUUGUGUCUAUGGGUACUUGUACUGAAUCCUUUGUGAAAACAGAGUUAUAUAUAUUUUUUUCUCAAAUAAAGUGAAAAAGCAAUGGUCUGCUUUGAUGAAAACCAAAUGAGCAGCAGGAUAAAUGGAAAGACAUUUAAUAAUUAUAAUACAUGAUAUAAAACCUCCAUUUCAGUGGACUCUGGUGAAGUUGAUGCAGCGGCCCUGCACACACACACAAAAGACAUUGAAUAAAUGCUCUAACAUUUCAUCACAUUAAUCACAGGGUUGCUGCGGAAUCAUUUCCAUUCACCACAAAUAUUCAUUUUUAAUUUAUGAUGCUUUAAUUCUGCAUGAGCAAAGAAUCGAGGAAGAAGAAAACUUGC